CCGGAAACCGACUCGGCAGAGCCCAAAAGGGAAAAAUCAGAAGGACAGAAUUGCGCGAGAAGCUUGCCAUCUGUUAGAGGGUAUAAUAUAUUCAACGGAGACAGAUGCCUGUCGUGCGCAGAUGACUAUGCCUGUGCUGAUUUGGACUCAGAAGGCACCGGCUCCAGUUGCGGCAGCUGCAAACUUGUCGUACACUUGGACUGCUGCACGAGUGAGCCAACUCUCUUACGCUUACGCUGCGAAUGACUUUGCGUUAUUUCCAGGCCGCUACUGCCCCAAAUCCCGACUCAGGCUGCAGAGGAAGAUAGAAGGAAGCAAGGGGAAGGGCAGAAGAUAGAGAGAAAGGAAGGCACAGCUGAGAUUGAAGGAAGAUUGAAGGAAGGAACCCAAUCAAUCAAGCAAGCAAGCAAGCUCGAUUAUAAGGCAGAAGGUCUCGAGAUCUGGUAUGUUACAGGAGGCUGAGGUGGGCGGCGAGGGCUCGUGGUUGCACACGCUCGACACAGGAAGAAGUGUUGGCUCUGGAUAAUGGAAACGCAGUCGGACCUCGAGGCGCCUCUGUUGGUCGACAGCUCUACAAAAGCAGAUCUGCACAGCGCGAGCACGAGGAGUAGUCGGCAGCGGGGCAAGGAGCAGCAUGGGCACGAGCGCAAGGUGUCGGACCUGGGUCGAUGGAAGUUCAACUAUCAACGAUACAUCACGGAGAAUUUGUUUGCGGAAGCCGAUCAUCUCACUGAAGGACAGCGGGAAUAUAAUAGGAAGCAGAGGGAAACUCUGGCCGGAUUCGAGGAGGUGGAUUCGCUGGAAAAAGGCCCCAAAGAUUUGGACGAUGCAGCCGAGGAAUCGAAAGACCGAGGCGUCGAGUUCGCCAUCAACAUUUCGAACAUUAUGAAUGUCAUUCUGCUCGUGGUGAAAAUUUACGCUUCAGUGCAGAGUCGGUCGCUGGCCAUCGUGGCCUCCACGUUAGACUCGCUGUUGGAUUUAUUAGCAGGAAUGGUGCUCUGGUUCGCGCACUCGUCCAUGCAGAGCAAGAAUCAGUACAAGUUCCCCAUCGGCAAAUUACGAGUGCAGCCCGUGGGCAUCGUGGUGUUCGCCGCCACCAUGACAACGCUGGGCGUGCAGGUGCUGGUGACGGGAGUGCAGCAGCUGACAGAGGGCGAUGCGGGCAGGACUCUGAGCGCCGAGCAGAGGAACUGGCUCAUCGUCAUCAUGGGAUCCGCCAUAGCAGUGAAGCUGGCGCUCUACAUCUACUGCCGCACGUCCGAGAGCGAAAUCGUGCUCGCCUACGCGCAGGACCACUUCUUCGACGUGGUGACGAACGUGGUGGGGCUGGCGGCCGCGCUGCUGGCCGAUCGCUUCUUCUGGUGGCUGGACCCAGUGGGCGCCAUCUUCCUGGCCCUGUACACCAUCAUCAACUGGGGCAAGACCGUGCUCGAGAACGCCAUGACGCUCGUCGGCCAAGCGGCGCCCACGCAGCUCCUGCAGAAGCUCACCUACAUGGCCUUCAACCACCACCCGCAGAUUCGCAAAAUCGACACCGUCCGCGCGUACACCUUCGGCAAUUUCUACUUCGUGGAGGUGGACAUCGAGCUGCCCGAGGACAUGCCUCUGGUCGAGGCGCACAACAUCGGCGAGAGCCUGCAGAACAAGCUCGAGACGCUGCCCGAGGUGGAGCGCGCCUUCGUGCAUUUGGACUACGAGUCCACUCACACGCCCGAGCAUUUGACUAAAUAGCUUCGGAAUUUAUUGAAUUAAAUUUUGCUCUGAAUCGCCAGGCCAGGUCCUUAGAUUGGACAGACGGACGGUCGGUCGCUCGAUCAUGCAUUCUCAAAGCCAGACCUCCUCCGGUGUCCUGAUCGGCGCCCCCGUCCCACCCUGUCCUCCUUUGCAUUGUAAGCUCUAUGAAAUCUCGUCCUUUUGUUCUGUCUACUCGUCGCAUUCCCGUCUCGCCUCCAUUGUUUCUGUUUGUUCGUGCUCGACGAGAAGCUUCCUCAAGUUUGACCGGGUCCACGAACACUCGCUCGCCUGCAUCGCCCGGGGCUCCAAGGCCACGACGAGAAGCAGUCUCCGAGUUCAGGGUACGGUGCAUUCUCCCGAAAGCAGAUUACAGAAUCUUUCAUCUCAGAGUAAGAAAGACUCCCAUUUAAUCUAGAAGCUGAAUGGUCGCUUUAUCUCCUCAUGGCUUCACCUGAGACUGGCGCGAGCAAUCUCAUCGCAGUCGGGCAAUGGAGCCCCGAAAGAAGUAAAACAUCGAUCAUUUGCAGCGAAUUUGCCAAAGGAUUCCGAGCUGGAACAACGCCCUCCAAAUGCAGGCAAUUGCCGUAUUUCGAUGGCCUGUGUAGUCGGCAGGUGUGGGUGGUUCGGAAGACGAAGGUAGACUGCGAUCGAGCGAUUGCAGUUUGGAGCCCUGAAUCAUGCUUACACAAACAGAGCUAAUUAAUCUGCAUUCCGCUGAUGAAGAGCAUGAAGUUUCGACCUUCCAAGGUCCGAGGAGGUUCGAAGAGUUCACAGUUGUGGGUGUAAUACGUGUGCACCUGCCGUGUCGAUGUGGCAUGGAGAGGUGGACAUGGUGGAGACCACGCGAAUAUCUCAUCGAACCCAAAUGUCAUCCCAGAUUCACCAGAUUCAGGGCCCAGCACAUGGCGUACUCGUUCGGUGCUCGCUCGCUACCUUGCUCCACACGCCGACUCGUCUUCUUUUCCUCCGUUCUGCUGGAAUACUGGCCAGAUUUCCUGCCCCUAUCUAUCCGCAGAAUCUGUGCCUUGUUCUGCCCCCAACACUAUCGGCAGACAAUAAUUUCUGACACCUUCGAUUCUUCUGAAAACAAAGAACGCACCUCUGCUAUAGACUUGCACAACUAAAACUCGCAUCUUUAUAUUUUUCUGCCGAAAGUCGAGUACGGAUUUUUUUCAGAGGUUGUGGAAAGAAGCAUUGAAUUGUUGUUCGAUGAACUUGAAUUAUUUAGCGAAUGUUGCUUUCAUGUUAUAGUGCUACAAUUAACACUGUAACAUGAAAGCCAACAUUCGCAACUUUCCACUCUUUCGGAGCUGUGAAUGACUGCCU
This is a messenger RNA of Marchantia polymorpha subsp. ruderalis, 3060 nucleotides long. NCBI's taxonomy places the organism in Eukaryota, Viridiplantae, Streptophyta, Marchantiopsida, Marchantiales, Marchantiaceae. The record is from the annotation of a GenBank genome assembly.